Messenger RNA from Cynoglossus semilaevis (tongue sole), 1637 nucleotides. RefSeq names its product Yip1 interacting factor homolog A (S. cerevisiae) (gene yif1a). The coding region runs from base 131 to 1057 and encodes 308 amino acids. NCBI's taxonomy places the organism in Eukaryota, Metazoa, Chordata, Actinopteri, Pleuronectiformes, Cynoglossidae. Gene Ontology annotation, biological process: endoplasmic reticulum to Golgi vesicle-mediated transport. The record is from RefSeq and is a predicted model, not a curated record. The transcript is spliced from 9 exons. Gene Ontology annotation, cellular component: Golgi membrane; endoplasmic reticulum membrane; COPII-coated ER to Golgi transport vesicle.
GCGUGUUUUUGUGCCACGCAGGCACCAUGACGUUGCAGCAUUGAGUGGGCGGGGUCAGUGCUCACAUUCUGGUAGCCACGUAGCUAAGCUGCUAACGUUAGCUGUGCAGCUAACGUCAGGGAGCAGAACCAUGGACCUGCCACAUCAUGGAUACAGAGCCUCUAAGUCGAGAGGUCGUUCAGCUCCCCCCAACACGGACUCUGUCCUGUUUGACGAUACAAGUUCUGCAGCACCAGCUAUGAACAGUCAAGGUUACUACACUCCUGGGUACAAUAUGGAAGCACCAGCCAGUGACAUGCAGGGGGGUGCUGCAGUGAACAACCUCUUUACCGACCCGAUGGCAAAUGCAGCCGUGAUGUAUGGCUCCUCCUUAGCAAACCAAGGAAAGGACAUGGUAAACAAAGAGAUCAGCAGGUACAUGUCCAUGAACAAGCUGAAAUACUUCUUUGCCGUUGAUACCAGAUAUGUCAUGAAAAAACUCUUGAUCCUCAUGUUCCCUUACACACAUCAGGACUGGGAAGUUCGUUACCACCGAGACACUCCCCUGCCACCCCGGCAGGAUGUAAAUGCCCCCGAUCUUUACAUUCCAACAAUGGCUUUCAUUACCUAUAUUUUACUGGCUGGGAUGGCCCCCGGCAUUCAGAAAAGGUUCAGUCCAGAAGUUCUUGGGCUGUGUGCCAGCACUGCCCUGGUGUGGGUCAUCAUCGAGGUCUUGGUGAUGCUCUUGAGUUUGUAUCUGUUGACUGUUCACAGCGACCUCUCCACCUUCGAUCUCAUUGCCUACAGUGGAUACAAAUAUGUUGGAAUGAUCUUCACAGUUUUGUGUGGCCUACUCUUUGGCAGUGAUGGUUAUUUCGUGGCCCUCGCCUGGUCCUCUUGUGCCCUUAUGUUCUUCAUUGUCCGAUCUCUGAAGAUGAAGAUCCUUCCCUCACUCUCCUCAGACUCCAUGGGAACUGGUUCAAGUGCCAAACCUCAGUUCCGUCUUUACAUCACUGUGGCCACUGCAGUGUUUCAGCCCAUUAUUAUUUACUGGUUAACCUCUCACUUGGUCAGGUGACCUUGAGGCCUAUGAUAACCCACAGUCCGGGUGUACUGGACCCUGGCUUUUAAGGAUUUGUACACCACCGGCCUUUACACACUUGUUUGUUAUUGAACUCAAAGCGUAAUAAAACAGUUUUGAGCUGCAGUGUGUGUAAAGCUUUUUACACGGACAUUAUCAGUGCAGAUGUUUUAAUGAUUUAACCAGAAAGCGAAACAGAGAAUGUCUCUGUGUUUUUUUUCUCUAUGCUCAGCAACACUGACAACUGCUUAAAUUAUCUCCACUGACCCUUAAUCAUGAGGGAGUUCAUUGAGGUUUCUAUAUGAGUGGGUUUCAGUUUGUGUUUUGUCUUUUGGAUGAUGUCAUGGUCCUUGCUGCUUUCCAGUUUUUAUACAUCACUGCCAGAAAACACCCACCCACAUCAUAGACAGAAACACAUAUACAGUAAUGUCACAGGAAACUUGUUUGGUAAUGUUGCUGCAUUACCUAGCCUUUCUUCUCAAUCCUGGUAAUUAUUUAUCUGCAUUUUAAAAGCAUGGCAAAAUUUGGAUUUUUGUAGAAAGAAUGAAAGAAAUAAAUACUUAGUGUUGUGUAUCUA